Molecule: messenger RNA, 2419 nt
Organism: Lagopus muta (rock ptarmigan)
Lineage: Eukaryota; Metazoa; Chordata; Aves; Galliformes; Phasianidae
Product: torsin-1A-interacting protein 1-like
Exons: 6
Coding region: 173-1393 (406 amino acids)
Biological process (GO): nuclear membrane organization
Cellular component (GO): nuclear membrane
Molecular function (GO): ATPase activator activity
Source: RefSeq, a predicted model, not a curated record
ACGUCGGGCACGGCCGGAAAUAAAGGCGGCGCAGUGCGCGCCCUAUGCGCUGUUCCACGUGACGCGGAAGUGGUGGGUGCGGAGCUCUCCCCGCCUCGGGAAGUGAGGUUGGCGGAGCCGCCUCCGCCGCGGAAAGGCGGCAGCUUCGGUGCAGCGCGGAGCAGAGGACGGGAUGAUGGAGGACGGCGAGGAGCAGGCUCCGCCGCACGCUCCGGAGCUGAAGCACAGGCGGAAGAGCCCCCGGUUCGCGGCCGAGGCCGAGCCCGACUCUGGUGGGGCGCCGGAGGGAGGCGAGCCGUCCUUCGGUAGCCCGGGCAGCCUCACCCGGCCCCCGAUCCGCGCCUGCAGGGCGGCAGGUGGUUCUUCAGCUUCCUUCCUUCCAGAGAGCCCAGCAAAGGAAAAAGUGAAUGAUUAUGAUGUAACUGAGCACAAGUAUUCAGCAGGGGAUCAGCCUAAUGUUUAUACACCGCUGAAAGAAAGUAAGGCUGACUUCUUUGAGAAAACUCAAGAGCACUAUUCUACAAAAUCACAGAGCAGAAGUAAAUUCCGAGAUCGGCCCAGCACAGGGAAGCAGUCACAGCACUUGGCCAAAAAGGAUGGAUCACAGAGUGGAUUUUGCAAGGGAUGGACUUUGUUAUUUGUUCUGUUAAUUAGUAUCUCAUUGUUUGCCUUCCUGUGGAUUAAAAUACAAAGCCUUCCAGAUGCAACUUUGUCAAGUAGAAAUACUCAAAUUCUACAAGCGUUUCGGGCCCGGAUGAAGAAACUCAGAAAUACAUACCAAAGUCAGGACCCCAAUCUGUGGAAGAGAACCCAUGUGUUCCUUGAGAAGCACCUGAAUACUUCCCACCUGCACCUAGAGCCAGCCAUCUUACUGUUCACAGCUGGUCGAGAAGCCGAGAAAGCACUGAGGUGUCUUAGUGAUGAGAUUGCCAAUGCUUUUGCAUUCUCCCAGAAUGCAACUACAAUCAAAAUUAACGGGGCAGACAAAGCCGUAUUGGACAGUGAUGUUGUUAAGCUGGAGGUGGAUGAUGAGCUCAGCUCAGGGUUCAGACAAGGCAAGAAGGUAGCAGUGGUGCAUCGUUUUGAGCUGCUGCCUGCAGGCUCCACCCUGAUCUUCUACAAGUACUGUGACCAUGAAAAUGCAGCAUUUAAGGAUGUGGCUCUUCUGCUGACAGUUCUCCUGGAUGAGCAGUCGCUGAGAAGAAGCCUCACCUUUCAAGAAGUUGAGGAGAAGGUGCGGGAUUUCCUUCGGACCAAGUUCACUAGUUCUGAUGAUCCUGGUUCUUCUAACAGCAUAGAUACAGAUAAGCUGAGUGGAUUGUGGAGCCGUAUCUCUCAUCUUGUCUUGCCUGUUUGGCCUGAAAAGAGCUUCUCUAUGGAGGGAUGCACAUAACAGGCUUUAGAGUGGCCUUUGGAAAGGAAGGAGACAGAAAAUGUGGUGUGAUGGCUAAACAGGGAAGAACUGUGGCUGUUGAGCUCAGACACACACAGUUUCUGUGCAAAGAAACUUCAUCAGGUGGCAGGGUUGCUAGAGUAGCUGGGACUGGGACUCUGAACAGAGCCUGCAGAAGGCAAGCAAGGAACUUGCUAGUUUUUGGUAAGUUGCCUUCAGUAACUUACUCAGGUUUGGUGUCUUGGAAUUAGAAGCGUGUGCCACUGCAGAGCCACUCAUCUGCUUGUGAAGUUGUCUUGUUGGCUUUGCUCUGAAGAGCCUUUUCUGCUGGCAGGUAAAGCUAGAAUCACGUUUGAUAAGGUAACGAGACAAACUAUCACCUUCAAUGGACAGAAUUUACCUUUCUUGUAAUACAUUAGCAAUGAUAAAGUGACAUGAAUCCAUAUAAUCAUAGCAUAGAUGUCAGCUAUCUCUGGAGACUUCUUGAAAUGACAGAAUUGCCUGAGAGAUUUGUGACUUGCAGAGAAUCUUUCAGCAAGCAUUUCUUCCUCAAAUUUCUUCCUACUCUGACCAGUUCGGAGAGUGAGAAAAGCUGAUGUACAAAGUAUUACCUUGAUGCUGGUAGUAAAUGUUAGUUAAAUGAUUCCUCAGCCCCUCUUUGCAUCACUGCUUCAGAAGUUCUGCAACUCUUUAAAUUUGGGGAGAAUUGAGGAAAAACGCCUACCAUGUGUGUACUAAAUGUUACAUCUCCUUUUCAAAUAAAACCUUAGCAAGACAUAAUUAUUUCUCACCUUAAGAAGAUAAUUAUUUUUGCAUUAAGAGAAUGUAUUUAUUUGUGGUACCUUGUAAACUAGAAAACAAAUCUUUUUUUCAUGUCUGUGUAUAACCUGGUGCUUGCUGCAUAAGCUUUUAGUGAAGAACAGAUUUGCAAGGCGUGUUUUUAAAAUACAUUUUUAAGAGUGCCUCCUGCCAAGAAUCCCUCAUACCAGACUAAAAACAUGUGUCUUUCUGUUGUAAAUUUUUUUU